Anolis sagrei ordinatus is the source of this 3666-nucleotide messenger RNA. NCBI's taxonomy places the organism in Eukaryota, Metazoa, Chordata, Lepidosauria, Squamata, Anolidae. The record is from RefSeq and is a predicted model, not a curated record.
GCCUUUCUCCCCGCCGUCAUUUGGCUCCAGGCCCGGAAAGCGGGCGAGGAGGACUCCCCAAGCCUGUUGGCAGCAGUUGGAGCAGCAUCUGCAGCCAUGGCCUCUGGAGACUCUAUGAAGAAGCUCUGUGAAGAACUGGCCUGUCCCAUCUGCUUGGAGUAUUUCAAGGAGCCUGUGAGCCUCUCCUGUGGGCACAAUUUCUGCCAGUCCUGCCUGGAUCGAUGCUGGGAGGAGAAAGAGGCCUCCUGCCCCCAGUGCAGGGAGAAAGUGCAGGAAGGAGACACCAGGCCAAAUAGGCAGCUGGUGAAUCUGGUGGAAAUAGUCAAGGAACUGUGGAGCCUGAAGGUGGAAGAAAAGGGAAGAGUCUGUGAGAGGCACCAGGAGCCCCUGAAGCUCUUCUGCAAGGACCACGAAGACCCCAUCUGUGUGGUGUGUGACAAGGCAAAAGAGCACGAAAACCACAAAGUGAUUCCUCUGGAUGAAGCAUCAAAGGAGUACAAGGAUCAGAUUUGGGAUUCUCUGGAGAGUCUGAAGAAGGAGAGAGAGAAAAUUAUGGCCUGCAAAGCAGAUGCAGCGCGGGAAAGCCAAGAAUUGCUCGAGAAAACCAAAAGAGAGAAGGAGAAGACUGUGGCUACAUUCAAAUGCAUGCAUCAGUUUUUAGAAGAACAAGAGAGGAAUCUCCUGGCAAAAAUAGAAGAGAUAGAGAAGGAGAUUUCAGUAAAAGAGGAGGAACAUCUAUCCAAACUCUCUGAAGAACUCUCCUCUCUCUCAAAACUUAUCCAAGAGAUGGAGGAGAAGCAUCAGCAGCCGGCAAGUGAACUCCUCCAGGAUAUCAGAAGCUUCUUACAAGGGUAUAAGAAUAAGGAGAAAUUUGAGACUUCUGCAGCCUUUCCUCCUGCCCUGAAGUGGAAGAUCUGGGAUGUCUGUGAUAUAAACCCCUUUCAGGAGGGUGUCAUGAAGCAAUUCAGGGCAUCUCUGGAAUCUGGACUUCAGCAGAAAAAAGCACAUGUGACUCUGGAUCCAAAAACAGCCCAUCCUGUGCUCAUCCUCUCUGAAGAUCACAGACGUGUGACGUUAGGAGGGAAAAGGCAAAAUCUUCCUGACAAUCCAGAGAGAUUCACUGGAUAUCCUUGUGUGCUGGGCCAGGAGGGAUUCACAGGAGGCAGGAAUUUUUGGGAAGUCCUUGUGGGGAGUGAGGAGGAAUGGGCUGUGGGAGUUGCCAGAAACUCUGUGCAGAGAAAGAACUCGAACCACUUUGGUCCUGACGCUGGAAUCUGGGAAGUGGGAAAAUGGGGGGAUGGAUACAGUUUCUCCGACAACAACAACGAAUCCCCAUCUCUGACUCUGAGUGAGGAGCCCAAGAGGGUCCGAGUGACACUGAACCAUGAAUGGGGUCGGGUGGCCUUUUACGAUGCAGACUCAGCAGCCCUGAUCUUUGAAUACCCUCCAGCCUCUUUCUCAGGAGAGACCCUCCUCCCGCUCUUUUAUGUGGAUGGAAAAGCCCAACUGGCACUGAAGAAAAAGUCUGAACUUCGCAGAGGAGCAGCAUUUGCAGUCAUGGCCUCUGGGGACCCUGUGAAGAAGCUCUGCGAGGAACUGGCCUGUCCCAUCUGCUUGGAGUAUUUCAAGGAGCCUGUGACCAUCUCCUGUGGGCACAAUUUCUGCCAAGCCUGCCUGGAUCAAUGCUGGGAGGGGAAAGAGGCCUUCUGCCCACAGUGCAUGGAGAAAGUGCAGAAAGAAGACAACAAGCGGAAUUGGCAAUUGGCGAACCUGGUGGAGAUUGCCAAGGAACUGGGGAGCCAGAAGACAGAGGAAAAGGGCAGAGUCUGCCAGAGGCACCAGGAGCCCCUGAAGCUCUUCUGCAAGGACCACAAAACCCCCAUCUGUGUGGUGUGUGACAGGUCAAAGGAGCACAAAACCCACCAGGUGAUCCCUCUGGAGGAGGCAUCAAAGGAGUACAAGGAUCAGAUUUGGAAGUGUCUGGAGACUCUGAAGAAGGAGAGAAAGAAAAUUCUGACCUACAAAGCAGACACAGCACAAGAAAGCCAAGAUUUGCUUGCGAAAACCCAGAGAGAGAAGGCGAAGACUGUGUCUGCAUUCAGGCUCAUGCACCAGUUUCUAGAAGAACAAGAGAGGAAUCUGCUGGCAUAAAUGGAAGAGGUGGAGAAGGAGAUUUCAGCCAUAGUGGAAAUACAUCUGUCCAAACUCUCUAAAGAACUCUCCUCUCUCUCGAAACUCAUCCAAGAGACGGAGGAGAAGCAUCAGCAGCCGGCAAGUGAACUCCUCCAGGAUAUCAGAAGCACCUUACCGGGGUAUAAGAACAAGGAGGAAUUUGAGACUUCUGCAGUCUUUCCUCCUGCCCUGAAGUGGAAGAUCUGGGACUUCUGUGAUAUCAAUCCCUUUCUGGAGCAACUCUCCGUGGGUAAAAUCACACUAUAUUUCUUGGGUGCAGGAUGUCAGCCUUCCUGUGUUGGUUAUCCCUGGGUUUCUGAGAGUCACCAUGUUGUGCGAAGCCUUACUCUCUUUUUUCUCUCUCCAGCCUCUCUGGAAUCUGGGCUUCAGCAGGAAAAAGCACACGUGACUCUGGAUCCAAACACAGCCCAUCCUCGGCUCAUCCUCUCUGAAGAUCGCAGGCGUGUGACACAUGGGGAGAAAUGGCAAGAUCUUCCUGACAAUCCUGAGAGAUUCACUCAUCAUCCUUUUGUGCUGGGCCAGGAGGGAUUUACUGGGGGCAGGCAUUUUUGGGAAGUCCUUGUGAAGAAUGAGGAAGAAUGGUUCGUGGGAGUUUGCAGGAAGUCUGUGCAGAGAAAGGGAACCUUUCCCUGUGGCCCUGGCACUGGGAUCUGGACAGUGGGAAAGUCAGGAGGUAGAUGUGUGCCCCUAUCUUUGACUCUGAGAGAGAAGCCCAAGAGGGUCCGAGUGACUCUGAACUAUGAAGGGGGUCGGGUGGCCUUUUACGAUGCAGACUCAGCAGCCCUGAUCUUGGAAUACCCUCCAGCCUCUUUCUCAGGAGAGACCCUCCUUCCCUUCUUUUAUGUGAGUAAUAAAAACCAACUGGAGCUCUCUCCCUAAGGAUGGAGAGCAACGUCCAAAGAUUCCCACCAGCCAAGCUUUAUCUCCAGAGAUGUGGGGCUGAGGGUUGUUUUUGCUCUCUUUCUGAAGCCUCUCUGCUCUCUCUUUACAUCUGUGUCAAAACUUGACUGGGAGGCUGGAGUGUGAAUGAUGAAGCCACUCCUCAUGGCAGUGCUCCGCUCAUGGGUCAGCCGGGGACAUCUUCCUCCCAUUUGGAAAGCCAACUACAACAAGAACAACAAAGAGGGAAGAAAAGAUCCAAAUCUGUUUUUUGUCAAGAAUCCCAUUUAUCGGAAUUCAGUUGUAAGUCUAUUUGCUCUUGCGUUUCUUGGCAUUCCCCAGGGAUGUAGGGAGGACUUGUCUGUGAAGUUAAACAAAAGGGGUGAUAAACCUUGUCUCAUCCCCUUGCCAACUUGAAGCCAUGUAUUUCCUUCUUCUGUCCUCUGAAAUACUUUUCUGCACUCCCGUUAUCCAACAUAUGUUUCAAUAUGAUCCCUUGUGCCUCUUUUUCUACCCCAGAGGAGAUUCACUCUGUAUAUAGUAAAAUACUUGUCUUGGUAAUGUUUGGGUAUCACUUGUUUCAUGCCUGGAAGA